Molecule: messenger RNA, 2460 nt
Organism: Beauveria bassiana ARSEF 2860
Lineage: Eukaryota; Fungi; Ascomycota; Sordariomycetes; Hypocreales; Cordycipitaceae
Product: heterokaryon incompatibility protein
Exons: 1
Coding region: 1-2460 (819 amino acids)
Source: RefSeq, a predicted model, not a curated record
AUGGCUCUUUUACCGUCCUUGUUUGGCAACGGCCUGCCAAAGUACAAGUACACGCCGAUCGCGCCGGGCGCGCGCACCUUUCGCCUAGCCAAGCUCCUGCCGCCCGAGCCGUCCUUGCUUCCGGGUCUUGAGCCCACGGUCCGAAUCACCCUGAUUGAGUGCUCCGCAGGCAACGGCGGCGGCGGCGGCGACGACGACGACGACACCGCCGCAUCCGUCGAAUACGAUGCGCUCUCGUACGCAUGGGACGUGCCGGCCAACGUGAAGCGGCCGAACCGGCGCAUCAUGGUCGAGGCUGGCGACAAUGGCGGCGGGGGCGGGGGCGGCGGGGGCGGGCGCUCCUACCUGUUUAUACACCGUCCGCUGGAGCUCGCCCUGCUGCGCUUCGCCGCCGCCAACGACGCCCAGCAGACCGGCUCGGGGCCCAAGUACGAGCUCCCCCUCUUCAUCGACCAGAUCUGCAUCGACCAGGACAAUGACGAUGAAAAGGCGCAGCAGGUGGCCCUCAUGCAAGCCAUUUACGCACACGCCCGCCGCGCCGUCAUCUGGCUAGGUCCCGGCGACGCCGCCUCGGACCGCUGGUUCGCAUACGUCCGCGACCUCUGCGGCGAGGGCGUCCUCGGCCCCGUCAUGGCCCUGCCGGCCGCCACUCUGCAGCGCAUCUACGACGCCGUCGUCGAGAAUCCGCCCGCCACCAUACUCGACGACCCUGUGGAGGCGCGGCACCGCGACGACCUGGCGGCGGUGACGGGCCGCUUCGCCUCGCAAUACCCCAUCGCGCCGUGCCUUGCCGUGCUGCGCCGCGCGUGGUUCACGCGGCUGUGGACGAUCCAGGAGGCGUGUCUCGCGCCGGCCGCGGUGAUUGCCUGCGGCGACGCGCUCCUCUGCUUCGACUGCUUCCGCGCCGGCAUGUUCUUUUACACGCUGCAGAACAACUACUGGCUGUAUCGCGUCGUUGGGCCGCUGCCGCGCGCCGAGGUGGCCCUCCGCGCCGCCGUCUUUGAGGCCCUGGAGGGCUUCAAGCGCAUCUUUCAGGAGCGCAAAGCCAUCCACGAGCACCGCCGCCGCGCGCCGCUGCACGAGCUCGUCAUCAAGCACAACAUGGUCAAUGAGAUGAAGUGGAAGGUCGUCGGCGCGUCGCUCGCGCAGGACCGCAUAUACGGCCUGAUGGGGCUCGCGGAGCCCGACGACCCCGUCGCCGCGCGGCUGGGCAUCUACUACGACGGCACGAACCAGGCCGAGGCGCAGAUUCGAGCGUACACGGAAGCGACGGGCCUGUUCCUGGAGCACGGCAACAUGGACGUGCUGCUGCUGAACCGGGCGGCGGCUUCGAAGACGAUACGGGGCCUGCCGUCGUGGGUGCCCGACUGGGCGCACGACCUGGUGCUGCCUUUGACGUGGGAGGCUCUGGAGCAGCCCGUGUUUGCCGCCGGGGGACCCCGAGCUGCUUCGUCGGCCAAGGCUGAUGCGGCGGCGGGAAAGAUUACCAUCAAAGGUGUCCUGAUUGGCCGGGUCGCCGCCACUGGCCAGGCGACGUACACACGGAGCGAAAGGGCGUGGGUCCAGGAUCAGGUCAACUACGACGAUGCCAAGCUCAUGUUUGACGAGGUCGAUGCCUUUGUCCAAGCUGCCCUCGCGCACGACGACGACGACGACGACGACGACGCCGCCGCCGGCGCUGCGCCCCCUUCACCCGAAGCCCUCGCGCACACCAGCCUUCGCGUCUACGACUCGGGCCUCAGCGCCCGCCACCUCGCCGCCCGCUACCCUUCCCCCCACGCCUCCACGCAGCGUCACAUGGUCCUCCAGUCCGCCAUCUCGGUCCUCGGCGGACGGCUCCUCCGCUCCGCCGCCACUGCGCGCUCCUUUUCCCUCGUCAACAUCUACGCCACCGUAGGCGUCACGCCCUGGUACGUCGACUACUACAGCGCCACGGCUGUCCUGCAGCACCUCGCGCGAGGACCCAUUUCCCUCGCACGCACCAUUGUCCUCGCGCUCGCCGACUUGCUCGCCGACGUCGUCGGGUUGUGCGCCGCGUCGGCGCGCAUGUGGCUCGCGACGAAGGGCAUUAGUAGUAGUGGUGGUAGUAGUUAUGCCCUGUGGCGCCCGUUUAGUAGCCAGGCGCGACGGCUGUAUGAGCCGGACGCGCAUUAUCGCAGAAUCGGGCUCGAUCCGGAGGUGAUGCGCAGCAAGGACAUGCUGGCAUUUCUGUCCAGCCUCGAGCGCCACGCUGGGCGGCGCGUGUUUCGGACGCGUGAGGGACACGUCGGCAUGGGGCCGGGCGAGACGCGGCCGGAAGAUGUCGUCGUGGUGCUCUACGGCAUGACGGCUCCGAUUGUGCUGCGGCCCGUCGAGACAAGCACCGAACCGAUGUGGACGGUGGUGGGCGAGGCGUAUUGCGAUGGGGUUAUGGAUGGUGAGGCGUUGGGGAUGAAUGAAGGAGAGUUUGUCCUAAUUUAG